AUGCCGCCACGACCGGCCAAGGGACGUGCGGCGCAGUCGUUUGUGAAGGCCCGUGGCGCACCGGAUAGUCUUCAGAGUUUUUUAGGUGGUCUGUCAAUACCUGCGCAGGGUUCUGCCGACGAUGCGGCUAUGAUAGAGGUGAAUCUGAAGCUCCUGCAUAAAACCAGCGAAGUAACAUUGUUCAAGGCUCUCUCAGAAUUGAAUCGUUUAGUGGCCGUUGUGGCGGCAGAUGAGCUUAUUUCGUAUGUGCCGAGUAUUAUUGAAUCUGUGCUACGCCAUGCCGAGCAUCAUAAUGCAUCUGUUCGCGCCGGUGUUUUUGGUCUUUUGCUUAAUAUCGUCCAACGGGGGAAGCCGCUGCAGCGGGAAGUGGUUCGUGGGCUACCGUCGCUUGCCGUAGUGUGGGUAUUGCGUAUGAAUGACAUGGAAAGCUUUGUGCGAAAGGAAUCCCGAGCGGCCUUCAGUGCAGCCAUUACCCCUGAGAUGCUGCACAGGCAUGCUGAAACCAUCGUGGAGGGUCUCAUUGAAACGUUUCAGACGGUGAUUGAACAAAGUCGUGGAAAACCGCUCCAAGACGACAAUUUGGAUCGAAGAUCCAACACAUUGUAUUCCUCGAUGUGUGGGAUGGGUUACAUGAUGCGGCAACCUGUGGCGGCGCGAGCGAAAAUCAUUGACUUUGUGGAAUCACAGUCACUACAGCCCAUUUUACCCACACGAGAUGGCAACGCGAAAAUCAGCCUUGUGGCGAAGACACCUGUUGUGUGCUCGGCCUCACUCUCACUGUUGUGGGAUAUAGUUAACGCAAGGCUUAUGACACCGAAACUUCACUGCUGCGUCUCCAGCGCAAUCCACAACGGUUUAUUUAAUAAUGAAAUAGUGGUAAUGCGGCGGGUUUGGGAGCUUUUGCUGCUGUGGUCUGGCGACAGCACCGAAACUGCUAUUGAUUACUUUGAGGAUGAUUUCCUGCAAGAUGUUAUGUGUAUUUUCGUGCGUUGUCACGACCUUCAGGCGGUGGAAGUAAUUUUUCCCUCCAUUGUUCCGUUGCUUGUGCCCCUCACGCGUGAUCCACGCUGCGCGGACACGGCUGCCGAGUUUGGGGAGACUCUCGUGCAUAAAUUGCAUCGUCUUGGCGACGUGAGCCUGCAGGAGUGGCGGUUGGUGUUAUCUGCCCUGAUGCAGCUGUGGGAGCUUCUCUGCGUUCGCUCUGCAAAGCGAGGCGACGGGCAUGAGCAGGACGGCGUCAAACUGUUUCACCACAUGCUCAUCACCCUGGCCACUGUGAUGGAAUCCUCAGCUGCGAGGGCACGCUACCUGGAUGCCACCGUGUCCAUUGUUGCGUUAAGCAUGAAACGAGCCGCUCGCCACGAGGAAUCUUUUUGCGGAUGCCUUCUUGUCUUGUGCAGCCACCCUGACGCCUUUACUCCCGUUCUUUCCGAAGACGCGAGCGACGCACUUCGGCAGAGCUUUGACUUGCUUCAGGCAGGGAUCCUAGGCGCCAUUGUUACCCUCCCUGGCGUCUCGCAGGAGAUGGAACAGCUGAUUACAAAGUAUUUGCGAAACAAAGUUUGGGAACCGUUACUGGUGUUAUUGCAGGCAUGUACACCUCCAACCAGUGGUGGUGGUGAAGGGGGUACGUCGUUUACCCCAACACGGGAGGUGCGAUUGGAGGUUGCAAAGGGCCUGGUGGAUGCCAUCCGGAAAGACGCCAGCAUACGGAAGGAAAAACAGCUUGAGGAGCGUGAGGCAGAAGCGGACGAAGUACCCUUGAUUUUCUUUAAGAAAUUACUUGAGCUUGUGUUGAUCUGGAAUGACGCUGAAAUUCGGGGGCAGCUGCAGACGCUUGUCGUUGGCGCCUCUGAUGAGCUGUGCUGGGUCAAGGAUGCUAUCAUCCUCGAUGACAUGCGGGACUCUGAGCGGUUUUUGGGUCUCGUCUUGCGGGCAUGCGAGGAUGCGGACUUUUGCACUAUGGAGCGCUUCGUAGAGGCGCUUGGAGAGGUGCAGAUGACGUUGUCGAAGCCGGCGAAAGAGCAGCUGCGUCAGGCGUUACAGCAUUCACUGGAUGCCAUCCUGCGGCUUGUCUCUGACGAGGACGGGGCGGCGGCAGGAAAGGCGGAAGGCGAAUCUCAGGCCGACUCGGACACAGCAUGCAGCAAGAGGAGUGACGCCACUGAGGGCGAGGCCUCAAGCGAUGACAGCGACGAAGAUGUCGCAGGCGAGGAAGAGGAAGAGGAAGAGGAAGAGGAGGAUGAAGACGAGGUGAAUAGGGCCGGAGAAGUCUUGCAGCGACUUUCGUUGUGGUGUGAUCUUCUUUACAAGGGGAAACGGUUGCCCGCACUGUUGGAUUUUAGUGGCGACGACCUGAUUUUGCCGACACUGUUUCGUAUUGUGGCCACCAUUUCACCGAGGCUGCAUGCGGAGCAGUACAUGUCUAUCAAGGCGCUUCGUGUUGCUCUGCGGGAUGACAAGGAUCCCUUGCUGCAUGCGAUGGCGAGGAAGAAGCACUAUCUCGGCGUGCGCCAGUUCAGUGCGCUGGUGGAGAAAGUCGAAGGGUUACUGGACUCAUACGAGGUGGGUGUGGAACAGUUGGACACGGCGUCCCUCGAGUUGUUUGAUGAUGUCAUGCGGGAUCCGUCGUGUGGUCUCGCCGCGUGUGGUCAACUUUCCCGCCUGAUACCAUUUGCGUCAAGUACUCUGCUGCAGGGAAUUGUCUGCAGCACAGAGUUGUGGGUGGAGAACCAGGUGCUUUUGCGGUGCACAGGCGUACCCACCACGGACGUCCCUUUCGCCAUGCUGGAUCGCUACUGUUCACUUGACGUGAUGGACCUGUCGCUGCUGCGCUGUGUAAGGACGGCACAGCUUGUGCAUCUGCUCGCGCGUUCUGUUCCUAUUGAAACCUGUGACACUGUGGCUGUGCUGCUUCCACUACUCCGCGCCGCGCGUGUGCAGGAGGUGUUGUCGGAGCCGAUACGAAAGUUGCUCAUGACAAAGUUGCUUCCACACGCGCUUUUGCGAGUUAACUCGCGGGACGAGGUCGUUGCGCUUUUGGAUAGCGACGCAGAGCCGCACCUUUUGCUUUGCACGCUUGCAGCUGUGAUUCGUGACACUGCAGUGUGUGUUGGUGACGCAGUGCUGGAGAGUGCACGCCGCAUAGCGUGUGUUGUGACAGAGUGGAUGAUCAAUUCCCUACUCUUGAAGGAGGGAGCAGCACCUGUGAAUGAGAAGGCCGUCGCGGCCUACCGCGCCUUCUUUGCCUCUCUUGAUGAAGCUGCGGAUGUGAUUGGUGACUCAAUUCUCUCGUCCAUCACCGCAAGACAUGCGUCUGCUGUGCAAGAGGCGAUGUGUAUGUUGCCCACACUGCCUCCGCCUACCGCACUCCUGACGAUGACGAUGCAUCGGCACCUCAGCACAGCUCCUGUUGUUGUUGCCAGCACGGUGCAGCAGGUGGUCACCUACGCUCAGCACCUGCGCCCGCUUGACGGAUUUGAGUUCCUCGCAGAACUUUCCUCCAGCCGCAUCCUCGACACGGCAGCCUAUAAUGAACUUGUGCAUACCAUGACGCAUCUCCUGAGCCGUUGUUGUAGGCUGCGCCACAUGCCACCGAACGGUAGAUUGUUGUCGCAGGCGCCGAAUGAACUUCCCAUGAGUUUGCAGGAUCUCCGACGUGUUGUCGUGUCCGCCGUGUCAGCGCUCCGCGGUGGGAUUUUGCACGGGCGUUUGGACGAUAUUCUGCGCAGCUCCAUCAAUCUCAUUCUCUUCGACGCCGUGACUGAGUGUGUUGUGUCACUUCGCCAAACGAAGGAGGAGGAUGUGCCCCUCGUCACGAAACUGAUUGCGUUCACGUCAAACUGCCUCAGUGAAUUGGUGACCUCCGACGUUGCCGUGCUGCGGGCCUCGGAAAUCACCGUGACGAAGGUGGCGGGUGUGAUGAACUUUGCCUACCAGUGGCUCUGCGCCACCCCUAUUGCGAAGUUAGAGUCCAUCGGAACCGAGGCUGUUGCAAGUGCCAUUUCUGCGGUGUCGCUCGUGUCUGUUUUGACGCUUAUGCGCUCGGGAGUUGUUCUGCUGCCCAUCAUGCGUCAGAUCACCGCAAAACGCUUGCUGCGGAACCUUCGUCAGGAAUUUAGCACCAGAUCCCCAGCAAAACUGAAGUUGUUUACGCGAAACACAGCAAUCAUCAUGAAGACAAAGAAACAAAAGCUGGCGCUGUUCCCGCAUCUGCUUGCCUGGUGUGUCACACUGAGUGGGGCGGUUCAGCAGGACAUCGCAAAGGAGCGACGUGAGGAGGUAUUGCACCUACUCGACCUUCUCUGCUCGCUGCUGCUCACGCCAGUGGUGCCUGGCAACAAGCGUCUUGACGGCACGUACCUUUGCACCACGACAAAGACGAGUGGGGAACACCUUGGGUUUGAAACCGUUGCCUUGACGCGUCCAAACGCGGCGGAGCCGAUGAAGGAAUUGGCAAAAGGGGCUGCCGCCGUUUUCGCUCUACUGUUGCAGAGCAACACAUUGUCUGUUGUGAAGAGCUGGUUGGAAACGAUUGAGCGGAAACUGCAGGACCUCUUUUACGUUUUUGUGGAGGAACAUGUCUCACCCAUGCUCAUACAGGAGAGUCUACUUACCGUGCUUAGUAGGAGCCCCACCGGUGAGCCCACCUUUGACGUGAAUGAAAACUACAACGUCACCGUUAGUAUGCCAAAGAAACUUAUCACACUGCGGUACACCAUGGAGGAUGCAAGUGUUAUGGUGCAGAUUGAAAUACCCGCCGCCUUUCCGUUGAAGCCCCCUAUGGUUACUUUUGAAAGCGGCAAAGGCUGUGGCGUCUCAACCGAAAAGUGGCGUGCCUGGAUGCUUAAAAUGACAAUUCUACUCUUUGGAGGCUCUGCCAACAUAUGGGAGUGUGUGACAGUCUUUGGAAGAAACAUGGACGCUCACUUCUCCGGCCAAGAACCGUGUCCCAUCUGUUUUUCAGUGGUGUCGGCGGUGGAUCAUCGCCUGCCCGAUAUGCAGUGCGCCGUGUGUCGCAACGCCGCUCUUCACUCUUACUGCCUAUAUGCGUGGUGGGCAAACAGUGGACAGACGGUAUGCCCGCUCUGCCGCUCUCCGUGGGUAUCAAGCUAG
This is a messenger RNA of Trypanosoma rangeli, 5115 nucleotides long. RefSeq lists its product as uncharacterized. The record is from RefSeq and is a predicted model, not a curated record. Gene Ontology annotation, cellular component: cytosol; RQC complex. Bases 1 to 5115 code for a protein of 1704 amino acids. Gene Ontology annotation, molecular function: ribosomal large subunit binding; ubiquitin protein ligase activity. Gene Ontology annotation, biological process: rescue of stalled cytosolic ribosome; ribosome-associated ubiquitin-dependent protein catabolic process. NCBI's taxonomy places the organism in Eukaryota, Euglenozoa, Kinetoplastea, Trypanosomatida, Trypanosomatidae. The transcript has a single exon.